CUAUAUAUCAUGCACACAUAUAUACAACAAGACAUAUCACCAUAACUAUUUCAUUUACACAGAACCCAAACCAAGACAAUAUUUGAUCAAUUUAUCAAAUUCUCUCAACCCCUAGUCUAAACACAAAAAUGAACUCCAAUAGUUUCUUAAUCUCAGCAGCCUUAAUCUUCUCUCUACUAUCAUCAAAUUCUCCAACAUCGAUUCUUGCUCAAAUCAAUACACCAUGUUCACCAUCUAUGCUCUCUAGCGUUACAGGUUGCACGAGUUUUCUAACGGGAGGUGGUAGUUUUCCGACCUCAGAUUGUUGUGGGGCUCUUAAAUCGUUAACCGGAACCGGUAUGGACUGUUUGUGUCUGAUAGUAACCGCAGGUGUUCCAAUCAGUAUUCCUAUAAACCGAACUUUAGCCAUCUCUCUCCCUCGUGCAUGUGGCAUUCCUGGUGUCCCCGUUCAAUGCAAAGCUUCUGCAGCACCUCUCCCUACUCCAGGUCCUGCGUCUUUCGGUCCGACCACUUCUCCUACAGAUUCGCAAACUUCUGAUCCUGAAGGGUCUGCUUCUUUCCGUCCGCCCACUUCUCCGACAACUUCGCAAACUCCUAAUGACAAGGAUCUCAGCGGAUCGGGCAACGGAGGAGAUCCAAUGGGGUUUGCUCCACCUCCACCCUCGUCGUCGCCUUCCUCUUCGCACUCUCUCAAGCUUUCGUAUCUUCUAUUUGCUUUCGCCUUUACGAUUAUCAAAUUCAUCUAAUUAAAGAGCAAUACCAUACUAUAAAAGACGUUCUUUACGUUCAUAUUUUACCUGAUUCUUGUUAAAAUAAUGUUUUAGAGUUUUGUUGUAUUUGAUAGCCCUAUUAAUAAAACAGUUUCCUUAAUUUU
This is a messenger RNA of Arabidopsis thaliana (thale cress), 874 nucleotides long. Its product is annotated as Bifunctional inhibitor/lipid-transfer protein/seed storage 2S albumin superfamily protein. The record is from RefSeq and is marked reviewed. Gene Ontology annotation, cellular component: plasma membrane. Lineage: Eukaryota; Viridiplantae; Streptophyta; Magnoliopsida; Brassicales; Brassicaceae. Bases 129 to 746 code for a protein of 205 amino acids. The transcript is spliced from 5 exons.